AUGCACUAUUUUACGCAUGUAGACGCUGUCACUGCGGAGUCGGACGUGUCGACCAAACACCCGUGAAUGGGGUGGUGGCGGUGAAAUGGAUUUUCGUAUUCCAUAAAGCCGGGGUGAAUCAAGGCUUCUGAACGGAAACAAGUCGCUGCUUGGACUAACAUAACGUUAACUUGGGAAAACUUGCGGUUGGGGGGCUACGCUUGAACAAAAACGGCAUCAAUAAGGCUGCUGAGCCUGUUAGCAAUCUAUCUUGGCUAAUGUUAGCUAAAUUACUCAAAGUACCCCGCGAUAGCAUGACGUCCUUAAUUCAGCAAAUAGCGAGGAAAGCAAGCGUUACUUUCAAAAACUGUGGCUCUGCCAACGGUGACAACGAAGUGUUUUUAGGAAACCAAGGUGAACUCAGCAACCUUCUAAAUGAAAUCAGGGCGGCAGAUCUGAAGAUUACACCAAGGAAAAUUAAAAGCUCAUCGAAGUCUCAAUCCCACAGCCCUCCGGUCACGUAUAUGCAUAUAUGCGAGACCGAAGACUUCAGCAUGGGGGUGUUUCUGUUGAAACCCGGAGCUUCCAUCCCACUGCAUGACCAUCCGGGGAUGAACGGUUUGCUGAAAGUUCUCUACGGCAAGGUCAGAAUCAGGUGCUUGGACAAGUUGGAUAACCCACCUGGUGCAGAGAGCGAAAUACAGUUCAACCCACCACUACUUCCGAACCAGAAGGAGGCUUUGAGGCGCUCAAUACAGAGGUCCAUUGGGGAGUACACAGAAGAGAGCAGUCCUUGCAUUUUGACUCCGCUGAAAGACAAUCUCCAUCAGAUCGAUGCGGUUGACGGACCAGCUGCAUUUCUCGACGUCCUCGCGCCCCCCUAUGACCCCGAUGACGGGAGAGACUGCCAUUAUUACAAAGUUCUUCAGACAGUUUCAGGACAACAGGAGCAAGAAGAUGUAUGGCUUCUUAAAAUUCCACAGCCUGAUAAUUUCUGGUGUGGUGGUGAACCCUAUCCUGGCCCAGUGGUUUCUUUUUAGACAAAUCAAAAAAAAAAAAAAAAAAAAAGAUGAGUUAAUUCUUAAACGGUCAGUCACUGACGCCUUUGGCUUCAUAAAUAGUGGAUACGGGGUUUAAUGGUCGAUCCUUUGGAGACACUGACUUAACGGAAUUAUUCAGAAUUCUCUUUUUUAUUCAAACUUCAUCCCAUGGCUUUCAGCUCGAUGUAAUCUGUAUGCCCGUCAGUUUUCAAUCACGGGGCUUUGAUUUAUGUGGCCAUAAACCACGUCAGAGAAAGCCAUAUAUGUAUGCCUAUAUUGUACAGUCUGUGCAGGCUGUAUUGAUAAUAUUGAAUGCCAUCAUACCUGGAACACAUUUAUUCAAUGUCAAAGUGUAACUUAGACAUAGCCUUAAACUGUGUUUAAUUUAUUUUAUAUAAAUACCUGUGUACACAGAUACGGCAUAGUUACUGUUUUCCUAGCUUUGUAGUAUAGGUACCAUAUCAGCACUGGUUUCUCAUCUUUCAGCUUUGUAACUUAAGUUAUUUUUGUGAAAAUGCUGUCAUUUGAUAUGUAAUUAUAGCAAUAAAAAUAAUGAAAUUAUGAAUUUAGUCUCACCAGUUAAGUGUAUUUGUUUAAAAUUGGUAGUUGACAAAGGUUUUUUAUUUUUCAUUGAUUCAUUUUCAUUAAUACAUUUCUCAUUGAAUAUAUGAUGUGAUUUUCCAAUUUCACAACAAUACACUUUACUGUUUGCA
This is a messenger RNA of Conger conger (European conger), 1732 nucleotides long. RefSeq names its product 2-aminoethanethiol (cysteamine) dioxygenase a (gene adoa). Gene Ontology annotation, cellular component: mitochondrion. Gene Ontology annotation, molecular function: oxidoreductase activity, acting on single donors with incorporation of molecular oxygen, incorporation of two atoms of oxygen. NCBI's taxonomy places the organism in Eukaryota, Metazoa, Chordata, Actinopteri, Anguilliformes, Congridae. The coding region runs from base 258 to 1019 and encodes 253 amino acids. The record is from RefSeq and is a predicted model, not a curated record. The transcript is spliced from 2 exons.